Messenger RNA from Actinia tenebrosa (Australian red waratah sea anemone), 5151 nucleotides. Its product is annotated as homeobox protein Meis1. Lineage: Eukaryota; Metazoa; Cnidaria; Anthozoa; Actiniaria; Actiniidae. Gene Ontology annotation, molecular function: DNA binding. Gene Ontology annotation, biological process: regulation of DNA-templated transcription. The record is from RefSeq and is a predicted model, not a curated record.
UUAAGCUUCAGUUUAAUUUUUUUCUGUCCUUUAGUUUUGUAAACGAAUAUAAAUAGAGUGGUUGUUUAGGUGCAUGUUCUAGGUUGGAGCAAAAGUUAACAAACAAUAGCCUGAAUCAACACAAAUUCUUUGGAUUGGAUAAAUUAAAAUUCAACAUUCUAAACAUUGUUUUUAACUGAUACAGGAGUCUUUUGCUAUGACCCUUUCUCAUUUGCUAAUCUUCUUCACAACAUAAACGGAGUUGAAAGAGAUUGCUGACCCUUUCAACACCGGUAGCAGCUCGCUUCUUUGACGACCGGCCACAGAACAAAAUACAAAGAUGAUAUAAACAUUAGAGCAAGCUAGCUAGACCAUUAGAAAAAAGAGUGAAUGCAAAUCAACCACAAGGUUGAUCACAUGAAGGGUCUUUAGUCUUUAUCGGGGUAGCAAUCUUUUCUGCUUCAAUAGCGUCGUUUCUAUCCCACAACAUGGUACUUCAGGUUUGGCACAACCAAAUUACCCUUUCUUGACCCGGACAUCUUUCUAUGAAACCAUGAACACCACGUUUUUUGUUCCAACUGCAAUGCGGUUGUUUAUCGAUCUAUUCAGGUCUUUUUUUGUUCAUUUUGCCGAACAUCAGACCGAUAGAAAACGCCAAGAGAAAGAGGCGUAGACUAGACGGCGUUAAAAUCCAAGUAACACACUGUUAACUCUUGAAUCUAAUUUCAUGACAUAGAAGCCACUUGUGAGCUUAGCAAAAGCAGAAAUGCUCUUUUUCCUCCCCAAAAUUCGUUGAUAGUUGCACCAAAACCCCUCACGAUAUGUCCCUGUUGGCAUCGCAUGUCUCGGUGAGGAUGAGAAUGCCUGAGGAGACUGUUGGUAGUUUUUUUUGGUGUUGUAAAUGGAGGGUAAACUGACACGAAGCAUUAUAUACAAAAGCUGGAGGUGACUCCAAACUGUCUGCCAGAAUUUAAGCCUUCAUUAGUGAUUAGGAAGAAGUGUUUUCUUGAAAGCUGUUUGAGGAAUAAGCUAGCGAGGCGGAUACAAGCAAAUACUUGGAGAUGGAAUUGUGAGGUGUACCACAUGAAUUUGAGUCCUUCUUCCAUUGUAAAAUAAUCAAAGCGUUGAUUGAGAUAAUCCUUUCUAGCUCCUGCCUAGCAAUUCCAAAAUGCUAUGCUAACGCAUUUGCGAGUGAUUCAAACUCACUGUCCCCUGAUUUCGGAGCUUAGAAGUACUUUCUCAAGAAUCUAUUCCUCUUAAACCGAGUUAUUUCUCAAGUGGUUUUAUUUUUAGCAACGGAGAAAUGCACAGAUCGUGUGAAUACAGCCACGAAUCGAACACCCGUGCUUGUAAUCCGAAACCAUCGAGUUUGCGAAGUCAGCGUCUGCAUGUCUAACUUCAGCACUCGUGUGUACUUGGCUUUGGAUAUCAGUUUUCCGAAAGCAUCGCGUCAGCUUCAAAGCUUUGAAACAUAGACAAAAAUAAACCAAGGGCAUCCAAGAAAACAAACUCGAAAGUAACUUUAAGCAGUGAAAAAGAUCGGGUCACCUGGCUUCAUUUUACGGUCUCUGCCGCCGUAUGAUGAAGUGGGAGUUUAUACGAUGGAUGGCGCCUCGACAAUGUAUGGCUCCAUGCAGCAGCAUAUGAACCACACGAGCGUCAGCACUGCAUACCACCAUCCUGUCUCUGCUGCUACGUCGGUGAUGAGCACUGUUUCUGAUCUACAUAAGAGAGAUAAGGAAAUUUUGUAUGGCCAUCCCUUGUUUCCACUGCUCGCUCUAAUCUUCGAGAAAUGUGAGCUGGCGACGUGCACUCCAAGAGAACCUGGCGCUAUUGGAGGCGAUGUUUGCUCCUCAGCAUCUUUCAAUGAAGACAUUCAAGCUUUCGCCAAACAGUUUAAGAGCGAUAAGGCCAUCUUCUCUUCCAACCACGAAGUUGACAGCCUGAUGAUACAAGCAAUACAAGUUCUUAGAUUUCACUUACUGGAGUUAGAGAAGGUGCACGAGCUGUGCGACAAUUUUUGUAAACGCUACAUAAGUUGUCUAAAGGGUAAAAUGCCCAUAGACCUUGUCAUGGACGAGAAAGAAAACGGAGGGAAAAGCAAAAGUGAUGGCGAACUCGGACCCGACUCUCCCACAGACGAUUCUCAGUCAACCGGUACUCCUUCAUGGCAGGCAAGUUUYGGUUUGGAUAACCAAAACUUGGGGCAAAAUUCUCAACCUUCUUCCCAAACGCCUUCAGAUCCCGGGGCCGAUUGUCCGGUAACACCGGAAGGACAAUCUCUCAACGCUUCGAUCGGUUCAGAUGAUGGGGGAAGUGAAACGGCCGAYGACGACCAAGGAAAGAAAAGUCAAAAAAAGAGAGGGAUCUUCCCUAAAGCAGCUACAAACAUAAUGAAGGCUUGGCUGUUCCAACACCUUACGCACCCAUAUCCGUCAGAAGAACAGAAAAGAUCUUUAGCGCAAGAAACUGGUCUGACAAUUCUUCAAGUAAACAAUUGGUUCAUCAAUGCCAGAAGAAGAAUAGUACAGCCAAUGAUAGAUGCUUCAAACCGUGCAGGCAAGUCCCCAGUAGUCACGGUAUUUAAAUCAAGACGAAGAAAAAAUUCUCUGGGACAAGGGAUUCCUUCUCCUGGUCCUCCGAGGUAUGGACCUGGUCCUGGGCAUCCUCCUCCCGGGUACUAUCCUGAACAGCAUCAUCCACAGGCGCAUCCUAACUACCACCUUGACGGCAGCCCUCAAGGACACUUUCCACCGCGUGGCUACAUGCCGGAUACAGUGUCUAGUGGGAUGAGUACCAUGCAGAUGCCAACCACUGUCUCACACACCAUGCACGCUCAGUUACCUGCACAUGCCUAUAGACAAGCCAUGCAACCAUCGGUCCAACAACCAAUGUACAUUCCUGGACACCCUCACGCUAUGAUGAUGCCUCCUCCUGGACAUCCGCAUGCACAUGCACAUCACCCUGGACAUCCAGGCCAGCUUAUUUCGUCGAGUCAGACCUCGCCCUCGAUUAUAGUUAGUGAAGGGGUCAUGACACAGUCAGUUAUGGACAUGCAUUCAAGUUAAAUGACAAUCAACUCUAUCUACGACAAGUCUCAAAGCUGCUUAGAGUUUAACUGAAUCAUUAGGUUUGUUUCAAAACAUAGAAUCUGAUAUGUACCAACUUAGUAACUUGAUGUGCUCGGGCCAUGGAAAGGGAACCAAAGGGCUUGCUAGACUAGAGAACAAAUUCUAGAAAAGGUUUUUGUCAUUAAAAAAAAAGAUUAUGUAUAGAGUACCGACGGCGAACCUAGGAAAAAUACUUUUAACUCUAUAGGAUACCAUAGCGUUAAUACUUGGUUAUUUUUCGUAGACACGAAUAGCAACAAUCCCUUUAUUCUUUCUACCCAGUUGGUACGUAUUGGAAUAAUUAUUCCUUUCAAUCACGUUGAAUUUGAAGCCAUUUUUCUCUGUUCUGUUUAAGAGAAAAUAGUCUUUAGCUCAGAUGUGAUAUAGUAAUAUAGAGAAAUAAAACAAAGGAUGAAAUUGAAGUACAACGAGAAGGUGAUGGCCACUUCAUCGUUGGAACAUACGUUUAAGUUUUGAAACUACUCAGUAUACUUUGGCUGUCCAAUUCUGUACUUGUUUGAAGAGUACACUGAAUAUCAUGGAGAGAAUGGAAUGAUAACUAAGGCGUUAUUUUGGGGCCACAGGAAGAAAAUCAAUAUUGUCUAACUACCUCGAGUUUGAGGGAAAAAAUUCUUAGUAUCGAUGUUACAAAGUUUAUACUAUUCCUGUAUUAUUGUGAGAAUUUUAUCAACAGAAGAUGGUCCGUGGCUAAAUUUGAAAAUCUUUUCGUAUUAAACGAAUACGCAAACUUUAUAAACAACGCUUACAUAUUAUAUAUUUGUAAGCAAGAUUACUUUACUUUAGGCGUGACGUCAUCCUGUUCGAAUUAUAUUUUCAAGAAGCUUCGAAUGGGAUAACGAAAGAUCUUUCUCUCAGUAAUUUGCGCGCGCUGUUUACGCGAAGAAAGGAGCAAAAAAAGUUGUAAAACUGUUUCAAAAAUUCCAAGUCAGAGACAAACAGUUCAAAUACUGUUACGAAUCCUGACUUCAAUUAUUGUAUUUUUAUAUACAUAAAAUUUUUGAGAUUGUGUUCCAUAUUUUACGUUUAUUUUUUUACGAUUGGCAAACACGUUCACUUGCUUCCUUGUCCUAUAUCUUAACCUCGUAGGAUCUCAUAGGAUAUUUWAAAAAAUCCUUUACAGUUUAAUGAGUGCGAAUUUCUGAAAGAAAGAUCUAUAGUUCCUUUGCUGUCAAUCCAAGUCAAACGGUGGGGAAUCUCUUUCAUUGAGAGUAAAAACGCCGGUUUCGGGAUUUAUUGCAAGAGGAUCUAUAUGCCAGAAGUUAAGGUAGCUAGAUUGGUUUUCGUAUGAGUGGAAAACGAUAAAGCAAAUUGGUAGUACUUUUAGUGUAGUAUCCUACCAUAACCGUAACUGCGCGUUGUGAUUGGAUAAUUCAAACAAAAACAAUGUGGAGUCAGCACCGCGAGCGCGCUUACCACUCGUGCAAAAACUUCUUUAUUGUAAAGUACCGUAGGUCGUUUGAACUUUAGCAUCCGCCAUCAAAUCAUACUUUUCAAGACAAUUAAACGUUUUUGUCUUGUGCUAAUGCCCUGAAUUCACCGUACUUUAGAAAACAAGAAAAACAAACUCUAUAAGUUAGGACAAGGCAAUAUUUCUGUUUUAAAUAUAUAAGCUGUCAAAGAGGUUAGUUAUUAGAAAGGGAAAACAGCCUUUUAUUGCGCUCAGAAGUUAAAACUUUCUGGGAGAUUUUAGUUAUAUUAGUGCUUUCCCGAUGUUUAGAAAAGAAUGACUCCUGUUUCAAGUGUAAACCAAUGAUUGUGUGAAUAGGCAAAAAAGUAGUUUCCUUAAAAAGGAGAAAAAACAGGAUAGGCUACACUUUUUUAUGAUUAUGAAUAGUUCAAAGAAAAAAUGUUAACAAAAUAUGAUGAUGAUGAUGAUGAAUGAUGAUGUAUUAUAUUCCCGUCUAACAGUUUCUAGUAUUUUGUUUAUAUAUAAAUAUUUAUAUAAACAUAUAUGAAUGUGGCGCUAUUUUGUAAAUGCAGAUCUAGAUUUAGUCUUUUAAACUGAAUACGGAGUAUAUAAAUAUGUGAUUUACUGAAUCUA